UAAACACUUCUCCCCGGACCGGUGCGGAUGCGCAAGCCCCGGCAAGGCCAGCUCCAACAUGGACUGUAGCUGCGUCUCCGACCUUCUCUUCGCCCCGCCUGCCCUGCCAGCUCUCUGGACCCCUGGGUUUGCCUUCCCGGAUUGGGCCUACAAGCCAGAGUCGUCCCCCGGCUCGAGGCAGAUCCAGCUGUGGCACUUUAUCCUGGAGCUGCUGCAGAAGGAGGAGUACCAGGGUGUCAUCGCCUGGCAGGGGGACUACGGGGAAUUCGUCAUCAAGGACCCCGACGAGGUGGCUCGGCUCUGGGGCAUCCGCAAGUGCAAGCCCCACAUGAAUUAUGACAAGCUGAGCCGGGCCCUGCGCUACUACUACAACAAGCGGAUUCUCCACAAGACCAAAGGGAAGAGGUUCACCUACAAGUUCAACUUCAGCAAAGUCGUGCUUGUCAACUACCCACUGUUGGACGUGGCAGCAACCACCACGGGCUCUCCACUCUUGCUGACCCCUGGUCCCUUUGGGGGAGCCCCUGGGCCAGAUGCUCCUCCCCUCACCCCCGAGACCCUGCAGACCCUGUUCUCUGCCCCACGCCUGGGAGAGCCGGGGGCCCGGGCGCCCUUGUUCACCCCCGAGACAGACAAACUGCGUCUGGACAGCCCUUUCCAGUUCCUGGGCUCUGGUGCCACCGGCUAUUCCAAGCCCCCCGGCCUGCUGGGUCCCUUCGGCCGCGUCUUCCCGGAGCACCCCUGGAACGUCAGCCCGUACCUCACCGGCCCCUUCCCCAAGCUGCCCCCGCCUCUCUACCCCCCAUUCUACCCCAACCCUCUGGCCAGUUCCCUGGGCCACCUGCCCUCAGCAGGGGCAGGGGGAAGCCCCACCGCUGCGCCCCUGCUGGCUGCCACCGCGGAGGGCCUGGGCCCCGAGCGCCCCUCCGGCCUGGCAGCAGCCCCUCGCCUGGCACUGCCGAGGGCUGGGGGCCCAGAGGCUGCGCUGGCGGGGAAGGAGGACAGCGACUCGGAGCUGGAGAUUACCGACGUCAGCGGCUGCAGCUCUGACAGCGAGGGCGAUGAGGGCCUCCCCGUGCCCCCCAAGGCCAAGGCGGGCAAAGAGGGUGUCGGCAGCUGA
Molecule: messenger RNA, 1120 nt
Organism: Mesoplodon densirostris (Blainville's beaked whale)
Lineage: Eukaryota; Metazoa; Chordata; Mammalia; Artiodactyla; Ziphiidae
Gene: ERFL
Product: ETS repressor factor like
Exons: 6
Coding region: 59-1120 (353 amino acids)
Biological process (GO): cell differentiation; regulation of transcription by RNA polymerase II
Cellular component (GO): nucleus
Molecular function (GO): sequence-specific DNA binding; DNA-binding transcription factor activity, RNA polymerase II-specific
Source: RefSeq, a predicted model, not a curated record